AUGGCGGAAGCACUCGCAGACAAGCUCAAGGCGACGAACUUGAGCGAUGGCGCCGCAUCAGAGGACUGGAAGAAGAGCCUGAAGCUGCCUGCCAAGGACAACAGACAACAAACUGAGGAUGUCACAAACACCAAGGGUCUGGAGUUCGAGAACUUCCAGCUCAAGAGAGAUUUGUUGAUGGGCAUCUUCGAGGCCGGAUUCGAGAGGCCCUCCCCCAUCCAGGAAGAAGCCAUCCCCGUCGCCCUGACCGGCCGCGACAUCCUUGCCCGUGCGAAGAACGGUACUGGAAAGACGGCCGCCUUCGUCAUCCCCGCCCUCGAAAAGAUCAAUCCCAAGGUCUCCAAGAUCCAAGCCCUCAUCCUCGUCCCAACUCGCGAGCUCGCCAUGCAAACAUCACAGGUCUGCAAAACCCUCGGCAAGCACCUCGGAAUCAACGUCAUGGUCACUACCGGAGGCACUGGUCUUCGCGACGAUAUUAUCCGCCUGCAGGACCCCGUCCACAUCGUUGUCGGUACCCCCGGCAGAAUCCUUGACCUGGCCGGCAAGAACGUUGCCGACCUGAGCGAAUGCCCCAUGUUCAUCAUGGACGAGGCCGACAAGCUUCUCUCCAUCGAGUUCACCCCCGUCAUCGAGCAGCUGCUGCAAUUCCACCCCAAGGACCGCCAGGUGAUGCUCUUCUCCGCCACCUUCCCCCUCUCUGUCAAGGACUUCUCCGACAAGAACAUGGUCAGCCCCUACGAGAUCAACCUUAUGGACGAACUCACCCUCCGCGGCAUCACCCAGUACUACGCUUUUGUCGAGGAGAAGCAAAAGGUCCACUGCCUCAACACCCUCUUCUCCAAGCUGCAGAUCAACCAGUCCAUCAUCUUCUGCAACUCGACCAACCGUGUCGAGCUGCUCGCCAAGAAGAUCACCGAGCUGGGCUACUCGUGCUUCUACAGCCACGCCAAGAUGGCCCAGCAGGCGAGAAAUCGCGUCUUCCACGACUUCCGCAACGGCGUGUGCCGAAACCUCGUCUGCUCUGACCUGCUUACCCGUGGUAUCGACAUCCAGGCCGUCAACGUCGUUAUCAACUUUGACUUUCCCAAGAACGCCGAGACCUACCUGCAUCGUAUUGGCAGAUCCGGUCGUUACGGUCACUUGGGUUUGGCCAUCAACUUGAUCAACUGGGAUGACAGGUUCAACCUGUACAACAUCGAGAAGGACCUCGGCACCGAGAUCCAGCCCAUCCCCGCCAGCAUCGACAAGUCCCUUUACGUCUACGAGAACCCCGAGUCUAUCCCGAGACCCAUCUCCAACUUCAAGUCCGGUCAGCCCGGUCAGGGUCAGCAGCAGCCCCAGAUCCAGCAAAGCCAGCAGCAGCACCAGCAGCACCAGCCCCUUCUCCAGGGUGGCCCGGCUCCUGGUAACUGGCAGACUCAACAGCCCCAGCAGAGCGGUCAACAGAACGGCUACCAGGGCGGCGGCAGAGGUCGUGGACGCGGCCGUGGCGGUUACCGGGGCCAGAACCGCGGCGGAUACGGCGGUGGCGGUGGCCGCGGUCGUAGCCAAGGCCAAGGCCAGGGUCACCCCCAGCCCCAAGGACAGCUGUCCUAG
Colletotrichum higginsianum IMI 349063 is the source of this 1596-nucleotide messenger RNA. Its product is annotated as ATP-dependent RNA helicase DHH1. NCBI's taxonomy places the organism in Eukaryota, Fungi, Ascomycota, Sordariomycetes, Glomerellales, Glomerellaceae. The record is from RefSeq and is a predicted model, not a curated record. Gene Ontology annotation, biological process: cytoplasmic stress granule assembly; P-body assembly. Gene Ontology annotation, cellular component: P-body; cytoplasmic stress granule. The transcript has 3 exons. Gene Ontology annotation, molecular function: mRNA binding; ATP binding; RNA helicase activity. The coding region runs from base 1 to 1596 and encodes 531 amino acids.